GCUAAUUACAUAAGGAUAAUGAAUAUGACGAGACUAAGUACGAGUUUCAAAUGAUCAUAUUGAUAUCUUUAAGUCGAUUGAGUACCACAAGUUGUUGAUUCAAUAUCUAUAGGCCACUUAUAACAAACUCAUACAUGCAAGAAUCUAAUAAUAAAGUGCCUCACCUUUUGACUUCUAAUCAUUCAUACUGGUGAUCGCAAGUAUAAUCUAUACUGGACACUUUAUUUACUCCGUUAAGUAUGAUUUUCUAUCCAGCACCUCUCUAAUCAACGGUGGAUUAGAAUAAGAGGUCUUCAUCAAGUUCCUCUUUUUGGUGCAAUGUAUCUCUGCGAUGAGCGAUCAAUGAGCUGAUGUUGCAAAUCCUAAAUAGGAUAUACGACAAAAUCUAAAAUACUCUGCUUUCUCCUCUGCCCAUUGCCCGCUCCACUUGCCUCCCUCUGUCGUCGCCUGCUUGCUUCCCUCGUUCUUGCUCCAUGUCGGCUGCUUCUGACUUGUGUCCCCUCCAGAAAGUAUUCUUUAUUACCCAAAUCGACGUGUUGCGUUAGCGUUUUCCGCGGGAAAAUAGUCUUCAUCAAUCGCCAUCAUCAAAGUUAAUGAGCUCCGCGCACUAAGAAACAGGGGAAACAUAUUUAGUUCUACCGUUACAGCUCUAACGCGAAACGUCCCAGGCAAAAUCCCAGCCCUUCAGAGUCGCAGAUGCUGCGUUUUCACUCGGGAUACGGCUUCGCUUUUGUGGGUCCCGAUGUGGGUUCAGAUUUGAUUUCGAAGACCGGGCAUUAUUAUUUCCAGUUUCUGUUUGCAUCGGAAGAAAGUUAGCGCGAAGGAAAGUGGGGAAGAAGAGAAGUGGAAAGGCUUUUGAUAUGGAUUUGACAGAGAUGUCGAUCAUGCACCAUGUGGCCAUCGUCCUGUUUCUCCUUUGGGCGCUCUCUUGCUUCGGCUGGACUCACCCUUUUGCUUAUUUCGUUGCCCUGAUUUAUUUGUUCCUGGUUCACGAGAGAUGUGUAACGAAGUUGAGGAAGAAACUGCAGUACGAAGAAUCAAAACAAGCUAAUCGGAAAAGGGUGCUAUCUGAUUCUGAAACAGUGAGGUGGCUGAACCAUGCGGUGGAGAAGAUAUGGCCUUUAUGUAUGGAAGAGAUCACUUCUCAGAUGAUUCUUCUCCCUAUCAUUCCUUGGUUCUUGGACAAGUAUAAACCAUGGACUGCUAAAAAGGCGGUUGUGCAGCAUUUAUAUAUGGGGAGAAACCCGCCAAUGUUCACUGAAGUUAGGGUUCUUCGCCAAUGUACUGGCGAUGACCACUUGGCACUAGAGAUGGGAAUGAGGUUUUGUACAGCUGAUGAUAUGCUUGCAGUUCUUGCUGUGAAAUUAAGGAGAAGGCUUGGAUUUGGGAUGUGGACAAAAUUGCAUAUAACCGGCAUGCAAGUGGAGGGGAAGGUCUUGAUUGGAAUAAAAUUUCUACGUCGCUGGCCUUUUAUUGGACGUUUAAGAGUAUGCUUUGCUGAGCCGCCCUAUUUCCAAAUGACGGUGAAACCCAUCUUUACUCAUGGGGUUGAUGUUACUGUGCUUCCUGGGAUUGCAGGGUGGCUAGACAAGCUUCUGUCGAUGGCAUUUGAGCAGACCCUGGUUCAGCCGAAUAUGCUAGUUGCUGACAUGGAGAAGUUUGUUUCACCUGGUCAAGAAACUUGGUUCUCUGUCGAUGAGAAGAAGCCUAUCGCUUUUGCAAAGGUUGAAGUUAUCGAAGCAUCUGACAUGAAGCCGUCAGACUUAAACGGUUUAGCUGAUCCAUACGUGAAAGGACAAGUUGGUCCCUAUGGAUUCAGGACAAAGAUCCAAAGGAAAACUUUGGCUCCCAAAUGGCUCGAGGAAUUUGAAAUCCCCAUUGUUACUUGGGAGUCGCCGAAUGUUCUCUCAAUCGAAGUUCGCGACAAAGACCACUUUGUUGACGAUGCCCUCGGGAAGUGCACCGUCAAUAUCAACGAUCUGAGAGAUGGCGAGAGACACGACAUGUGGUUGCCCCUUCAGAACAUCAAAAUGGGUCGACUGCAUCUCGCCUUAACUGUGCGAUCAGAAAAAGAGGAUGCCACCUGUUCCAUAGAAGGAGAAGAAGCGAUAAACAAACAAGAAGUACGUGAAUCUUUUGCCAACGAUGCUACUAAUCGAUCUUCAUUCUCAUCUAUGACGUCGGAAUCCCAAAAAGUAUCCGAUAACUUCGAGCCAAUCAACGUGGAGGGACAACAAGAGACCGGGGUAUGGAUCCAUCACCCUGGGUCUGAAGUAUCACAGACUUGGGAACCAAGAAAAGGAAAAACUCGGAAAGUCGAGCACACCCAGAGCAGCAAGUCCUUGGGCGACUCAUUCGGGAGCAGCAAUUCAUCCGGACUGCAAUGCAACGAAAGCAGCAGCACCGACGAAGCUGCUGCAGACGGUAAAAAGCAAGGAAAAAGCCGAGUUCGUCGUGGUCUGCACAGGAUCUCCGCGGCAUUUCACAGGACUCCCAAAGAGGAAGCUAAUCAUCCAGGCGAUGGUAGUAACGAGGAAGCUGUUCAAUCUCCUUAUGCCAACAUUCGAGCAGCAAAUCAGAAGGAAGGUGGAGUGAAGUUCAUCGUCGAGGAUAGCCUCUCCGGGGAGAUACCCAAUAAGCAACCAAACUCGAGCCCGGACUCAGCUUCCAGCCCUGGGAAGGGCAGCAGUAAGAGGGAGAAGACGAAGUGCAUUUUGAAAAAGAUGGAGAAGUCGGCUCGUAGCUUCAAGCAUGUGUUGUCUAGGAAAGGAUCCAAAAUGUCCCGAGGAGGCUGUGGUCCGGAGUUAGGGGAGGAGCAAGCAAUGGAUGCUGAGUUGGACACUUCCGAUGAAGAUGAAGAUGAUAAAUCUCAACCUGCUGUUGCUCAUCCAGUUAUUGUUGGCAAUCCCAUCCCCGCGCCCAUAAAAGAUGAUGAUGUGCUGAAUAGUGAAGAGCAUACUGAUCAUGUGAAUGGUAAUGGUGAUCAGGGCACAGAAAGGAAGGAGUAUAAGGAGGCUGGUAGCUCGGAAGCAGGCUAUAAGGUGCCAGAAGAGACAUUGAAGCCUACUGAUCAAGCAGGAGUUGAGGAUAGUGAGGUGGAGGACGAGAAGAUUCGGCAAACGUAGCAUACUACAUGGUUGUAUGAAAGAGAUUUGGGUACUACAAUGGUGAUAUGGUUGUAUCGUGUAUGUAUAUAUAUGUAAGAUCGACGCUGUUGCUUGCAUGCAAAUCUGUAAAUUCACCUUCGGGAAACAUGCUUCGUUGUUUACCAUGUUUUCGGAUCGUAGAGAAUCAAACAAAACGUUUGGUGGUUUGGGACCUAUUUCAUUAAGAAAGCUUCAAUGUAACAGCAGGUUGAGAACAGCAGUUACAGAACAUAACCUUGAUAAUGAUGAUCUAUCAUUCAGUCUGAUAACUUCGAAGACGUUAAGUACUGUAGCACUGGAUAACAAAAACAACAACGAAAGGUUCUGUGCCCCAUUUGAAUUGCAUUGCGAAUGUUGGAAGAACAAAUUCAGGGUGUUCCUAAUAUCAGGCGUCUCUAGCAGGGCCCUUCUUUGCAGCCUCAGCAGCUGCCUUCUCCGCUUCAAUCUCGGCCACGAUAGCAUCGAUUUCAGCCUCUUCAAGUUGUCGCAAGCCCUGGUCUUUCGUCAUCACUGCGACUUCGAUAUUCUUUCCUCCGCUCUCCACAACCUACACACAGAAUUCAAAAUUUCAGGACUUGGAGACUGAUUCACGUACAUAUGCAACUGUUUCCCUUUCAAACGAGUCACGAAACAAUUCAGUUGGUUUCCACUGCUAAUAGUUCAGCAAGAAGCCUGGAGCAAUUUGGUUCGAUUGAUGUAAAAAAGCACGCAUGACCAUCAUCCUAUGGACCAGAACAGAACAAAACAAUCAGCUAUCAGUUAACGUAGACCGAAAGACAGCCUUUGACGCUUUAAUAAAUUAAUCUUGCUGCACCAAACGCUGGUGGUUGCUUCUUGUUAUAAGUGAAUGCAACGAAAAGGCCCGGAAAU
This is a messenger RNA of Linum trigynum, 4016 nucleotides long. Lineage: Eukaryota; Viridiplantae; Streptophyta; Magnoliopsida; Malpighiales; Linaceae. The record is from the annotation of a GenBank genome assembly.